AUGAAAAUAUUAAUAUCUAUCUAUCUAUCUAUCUAUCUAUCUAUCUAUCUAUCUCAGUCUACUCACUAUCUAUCUAUCUAUCUAUCUAUCUAUCUAUCUCAGUCUACUCAUUAUCUAUCUAUUUUAAAUGAAAAUAUUAAUGUCUAUCAAUCUCAGUUUGCUCAUAUCUAUAUAUCUAUUUUAAAUGAAAAUGUUAAUAUCUAUCUAUCUAUCUAUCUAUCUAUCUAUCUAUCUCAGUCUACUUAUAAUCAUUCUAUCUAUCUAUCUAUUUUAAAUGAAAAUAUUAAUCACUAUCUAUCUAUCUAUCUAUCUAUUUUAAAUGAAAAUAUUAAUCUCUAUCUAUCUAUCAAUCUAUUUAUCUAUCUAUCUCAGUCGACUCAUUAUCUAUCUGUCUAUCUAUCUAUCUAUCUAUUUAUGUCUGCUCAUAUCUAUCUAUUAAAGGUGUUUCAAUGUAAUGUGGCCAUUAAACCCAGAUACUUGAGAAUAAAGGAAUAUAUACAUUGUUAA
Messenger RNA from Acanthosepion pharaonis, 507 nucleotides. The record is from the annotation of a GenBank genome assembly. Lineage: Eukaryota; Metazoa; Mollusca; Cephalopoda; Sepiida; Sepiidae.